AUGGAUGAACACUCUGUUAAACUGUUCCACAAUUCACCCUUUCCAAACCUUAGCAUCGGGAUGACACAAGAGUUUGCUGAUAUCAUCAGCAAUUCACCAUUGAAAGAUAUCAUGAAAACUCCAAAGACCAUUGUCAAAGUCCUCUUCCAUUAUCAAUUGUUCCUAUUCACAGUGAUGAUGUUGAUGUCCGCGCAAGAGAGUCACCCACGUGACGAACUUUUCAGGACUUGUGCUGGUGUAGCUGCUGAACGCUUUCACAUGGAAAGCUUUUUCCCCAAAUGUGAACUUUUUGGACACGUACUAGAUUGUUGGAGUCAUCUGUUAAAUUUCGAUGAAGAUUUGCGUUCCAAUUUAUCUACUCGCAGACUAUUUGCCACUACUACGUUGACGCCGUGUGAAUUUCAUAUUUUCCUUGUCGUACUCGACUUUCAACAACCAGCCUUUUGGAUCAUUGACAACAUCAAAAGAGAUGUCGACACCCACGACACAUAUGGUUUACUACCAGACAUCAUUCAUUCAUACAUGAGUAAAUAUUUGCGGAAUGUUCACCAUCCAAACGUUAAAGCCUUUUCACAUGUCCCAAGACAAAUCCCUCAACUUUCUUGGUCAACAGUAAACACUAGCACUGACUGUGGUACUUUAACUAUGCGUCACAUGGAGACGUUCAUGGGUGGAAACAUUAGAGAUUUCAAAACUGGAUUCAAGUUAGAGUCGCUUGCACAUGAAAACCAAUUAUCUAGACUACGGGUCAUAUAUCUUUGCAAAAUAAUAAAUUCUGACUACAACCUGCUCAAGGAGUCAAUCCUUCAUCAGGUAACGAAAUUCCAAAAGCUGAAUGCAUCUAACCGAAAACAACUACUGAAGGAUGCUGCAACCAGGAUACACGACAGGCUGACUGAAUUUGGUUAAAGAAUAUUGUGUUUAAAAGUCUUUUUUGUUUACCUUCUGGGAUGAAUAAUAUGUUAUUUGCUUUUUCUUUAUUAUCUGGAUGGCUCAAUGCAGCUAACCUGUCACUAUAUUGCUUUUUGAUUAUGUACCUCCCUUUAGUCUUCAUAUCAUAUGAAAGUGUCUUUUCUAAAUCAUACAUGACAGUCUCUUGUG
Molecule: messenger RNA, 1101 nt
Organism: Lactuca saligna
Lineage: Eukaryota; Viridiplantae; Streptophyta; Magnoliopsida; Asterales; Asteraceae
Source: the annotation of a GenBank genome assembly